AUGAGGCGUGGCGACGGCCCAGCGAUUUCCGGCCCGGGCGAAUGUGAACGCGUUAUGUAUGCUGGUGAGCGGCAGUUCAAAGUGGUGCAGAGCUGGAGACUGAAGGAGGGACGCGGCGUUGAGUUCACUACCAAGCUCUUCGACCCCAAGGCCGGCAAGCGCGCAGCUGCUAGAAACAGCGGCACCUCGGAGGGCGGCGGCGAGGCAGCUUUCUCCAAAUUUUUCGAGUGGCCGGACAACAUCAACUUCAAGAGGAUCUGGAAAUCGGAGAAGGGCGAGGACAUCAAGGACCCUGGCCGCGCUCUGUUCCUCUCGACACGGUGUAAGUGCCUGACCACCCUGACAACAGACCAGGGCGCGUGCAAGAUCCACACGCAGCAAGACCUGUAUCUGAAGGCGCUGCGCGAAGUGGACGUGCAGGGUCGUGCACCACGCGACUGUCGGUGGUGCAGCGCCCCGGACGGACAAGCGGCGUGGAAGGGGUUGUGGGAACACCUGGGGACGUUUUCGGAAGCGCUGACAUGCCCAACGGUGGACCUACAAGAGGGGGACCCGGAGGAUGAGGUUGGCUUCAUGGGACGGAAGCCGGCCUGCAGUGCUAUGGAGUGCACGCUCUGUGGGUUUGGGAAGGAAGGGGGCAUCCCGACCUGCAAGGCGCUGGAAACGUCGCAACAGGUUGUCAAAUGGACCCGGUAUGAAGACGUUGAGAGGCCCGGGAAGAAGCCCCUGCAAAACCAACAAGUCGAGAAGGAGGGCAAGCUCUACGACCUGUGGGCGGACUUCAAGAAGCACAGUAAGCUGUACAUCGCUCAUCAUGCGAAGGCCAAGUGGCAGACAAACUCUCAUGGGCUCUGCUUGAGCACGUUUCAAGACGGCGAUAUCGUGAUCGAGACAGAUUUU
Messenger RNA from Ectocarpus sp. CCAP 1310/34, 900 nucleotides. Lineage: Eukaryota; Phaeophyceae; Ectocarpales; Ectocarpaceae. The record is from the annotation of a GenBank genome assembly.